AUGGCUGCUGCUGCUGCUGCUGCCGUUCCAUUGGUGCCACCACACAUCUCGUUCCCCUUGGACCUCUCAUCUCCCCAAAAUCCUAAUAAGCUCACCCUUUUCUUCCCUCGCCUCCAUCGCUCUACCAAAUCCCAACCGACUCUCCGCUGUCAUAGGCCUCUCUCGUCCUCUUGUGGCCUCAGACUCACUCCACAUUCUCCGGCGUCGGAGCAGCCCACCUUUGCCGUGCCUCAGACCUUGCUUCGGCUUGCCGCCUCUGCCGCCCUCUUCUUUGGGCUUGGGCUUUGCUGUUGGGCCGCUUCGGCCCAAUGUCCGCCUCUUCCUCUCGGCGACCCUGGGGCGGUCCUAGAGGAGGAGCACCCAGCUCAAGCCACAGAUGAUGGUGAUGAGGGUAAAUCUGGCAAUUUGGAAAAGUCAGAAUAUAGCAAGUUGGAAGCAGCAUUUGGAGCUUGGAAGUCUAAGACAUAUGCUUUGACUGUACCUUUGAGAAUUGCUGCUCUGCGUGGCUCUGUUCCACCUUCAUGGGUUAAGGAUUUCAUGCAAUCUCAAGGAAAAAGAUCAAAGGUUCACUUGAAGUCCCAUGGAAGUCUUGAUGGCAUCUUUUCUGAUCUGUCAAUGGCCUUUAGCAAAGGCAAAGUUGGGCCUUCAUCUAUUGUAGCAGCUGACCUCGUUAGUGUUGGGGAUUCUUGGCUCAGUUAUGCCAUUAACAAGGCUUUAAUUGAACCCAUUCAAGGGGUAGAAGACCAGGACUGGUUUAAAGGAUUGAGUGACAGAUGGAAAGUAUAUCUCCGCAGGAACUCUGAGGGGAGAAUUGAUCCUGAUGGUAAAGUAUGGGCUGCUCCAUAUCGCUGGGGCUGCAUGGUGAUAGCAUACAAAAAAACUAAAUUCCGAAAGCAUAAGUUGGCUCCUGUAGAGGACUGGGCAGAUUUAUGGCGACCUGAACUUGCAGGAAAGAUUUCAAUGGUUGAUUCUCCUAGAGAGGUUAUUGGUGCAGUUUUGAAGUACAUGGGAGCAUCAUACAACACAAAAGACAUUCAUUUGCAAGUUGAUGGUGGGAGAGAUGCUGUCAGGCAAAAUCUUGCUUUACUUGUAAAACAGGUCCGACUAUUUGACAGUGUACACUAUUUAAAAGCGUUUGGGGUUGGAGAUGUGUGGAUGGCUGUUGGGUGGAGCAGUGAUGUUCUUCCUGUUGCCAAACGCAUGUCUAAUGUUGCAGUAAUUGUUCCCAAAUCAGGAGCUAGUAUAUGGGCUGAUCUAUGGGAGGUAGUCCCCGGAGCAUCCCCAUCUGCUCUUGAUAGUGCUCCGCCCGAAGUUUUGAAUGAGCUCAUCAAGGGAAAGCCAAGACUAGACACAAACCUCGUUGCAGGAGUACCUCCACCUCAGAUUUUGGCAAGGUGUGAAUUUUUGGAGCCAUUAUCAGAUUCUACUCUGUCGGACUAUCAAUGGUUGAUCGCUGGUAUGCAGAAAAAUAGGGAUGGUUUAAUCGCUAGUAUGCAUUCUUACAUGUCAUCAUUGAUUCAAAUUUUUUGGCUGAAGCUGAAUUCAAAGCCAGCAUAA
This is a messenger RNA of Prunus armeniaca (apricot), 1557 nucleotides long. The record is from the annotation of a GenBank genome assembly. NCBI's taxonomy places the organism in Eukaryota, Viridiplantae, Streptophyta, Magnoliopsida, Rosales, Rosaceae.